Messenger RNA from Triticum turgidum subsp. durum (durum wheat), 582 nucleotides. NCBI's taxonomy places the organism in Eukaryota, Viridiplantae, Streptophyta, Magnoliopsida, Poales, Poaceae. The record is from the annotation of a GenBank genome assembly.
AUGAUGCUCGACGCGUCGCGCAACGUCAAGCUCGGCGACUUCGGGCUGGCGAGGCUCGUCGACCACGGCGCAGAGCCGCAGACGACGCAGGUCGUGGCAGGCACCGUCGGGUACAUUGACCCGGAGUUCGUCAACGACCGCAGGCCGAGCGCCGAGUCCGACGUGUACAGCUUCGGCGUCGUGCUCCUCGAGAUCGCCUGCGGCAGGCGGCCGGCGUCGAGGGGGCCAGGCCAUGCCUCGGCGGCGCUGCUGGCGUCUGUCCGGGAGAUGUACUGCCGGAACCAGAUCCUUGACGCGGCAGACAGGAGGCUCGACGGCGACUUCGACGGGCUGCAGAUGGAGCGUCUGCUCGUGACAGGGCUUUGGUGCAUGCACCACGAUCCGGUGCGGCGGCCGUCGGUGACGCAGGCUGUCGAUGUGCUACGAUCUGAGGACGCCAGGUUGCCGGUGCUUGAAGCGGUGCGUGGUUCUGGGGAGAUUCACUUCUUGGAGGGACAGGCUUAUGGUGAUCUACCCGCCGAGGACUCUGCUUAUUUGCAUGAAUCAACUGAAACUGCGUACCUUAGUGCUACCGAGGACUGA